Messenger RNA from Sinocyclocheilus rhinocerous, 1335 nucleotides. Its product is annotated as C3a anaphylatoxin chemotactic receptor-like. The transcript has 3 exons. Lineage: Eukaryota; Metazoa; Chordata; Actinopteri; Cypriniformes; Cyprinidae. The record is from RefSeq and is a predicted model, not a curated record. Bases 116 to 1180 code for a protein of 354 amino acids. Gene Ontology annotation, biological process: positive regulation of cytosolic calcium ion concentration; complement receptor mediated signaling pathway; phospholipase C-activating G protein-coupled receptor signaling pathway. Gene Ontology annotation, molecular function: G protein-coupled receptor activity; complement receptor activity. Gene Ontology annotation, cellular component: plasma membrane.
AUGACCUAACACUCCUACUCGGUCUCUGCUGGACACAUUCACAAAUUACUAUGCAGUGGUGUUUCCUCAAACACUGAUUGUGCCAACUAGUUCUUUGAGCAAACUUUCACUAAGAAUGGCCUCCAAUGCAACUCUUCUCAUGCAGCCCCACUCAGACAUCUCAACCCACCAUGGGAAAACUACAGUGGACAUUGAUGCCAUUAUGGAUAAUGUUACCAUUGUCCUCUACACCGUUACCAUUAUCUUCGGCAUCACCGGGAACUCUUUGGUCAUCUGGAUAGCUGGCAGGCGUCUGAAGCCCAAUGUGACUAACAUAUGGCUGGUCAAUCUCGCCAUAGCGGACCUGAUCUUCUGCCUUACCCGUAUAACUUCGCUCCUCAAAAAGCUUUUCUAUAACUACUGGCCUUUUGGACUCUUUCUCUGCAAGUUCAAUGGUUUCUUCAAGUACGCCAACAUGUUCUGCAGUGUUUUUCUUCUGGCCGUCAUCAGUGUGGAUCGAGCACUCUGUAUCUGGCGUCCAGUGUUCACCAGAGAACGACGGACGUUAUGUGCUGCUCGUGUGGUCAGUGUGGGAGUUUGGAUUUUGGCGGUGAUCUUUAGUUCACCGUACUUUGUUUACCGGCAGGUCUACCUUGGUGACAACAACUUGAGCAAGUGCUCACUGGAGGUGAAAGAAGCAUCAAAGGGUGACAAUUCAGCAAAGAACGCCUUGUACAGCAUUCGCUUCUUAUGUGGAUUCCUGUUGCCCUUCCUGGUCAUCCUGUGCUGCUACGUUAUAGCUGGCAUUGGGAUACGCAGAACAAGGUUUUCUGGAAAAUCGAGGCCUCUCCGGAUUCUCGCUGGACUGGUCUGUGCUUUUUUCUUAUGUUGGGGCCCCUACCACUGCCUACUGCUCGCCAAGAUGGUGGACAAGAAGAGCCAUGCUGUUAAAGUGGGCCUACCUAUUGCUAAGGGCUUUGCAUAUUUCAACAGCUGCAUAAACCCGGUGCUGUACUUCUGCAUGGGACUGGAUGUCAGGCGACGCUUCAGACAAAGCAUAUCAGGGAUUUAUCGCAGAGCACUUAUGGAAGAAGGCCACACUAUGCAGUCCCAGGAAGGCACUGCAGAAGAAAGCUGUAAUUCUAUUCCAAAGACUGCAGGGAUCAUUCGAGACAGACCUGAGGGCAUGACUAAAGUUUAAAAGAGUUUCAUUGUAAUGUCAUUUUUGCUUUUUAGCAGUACCGGUCAGUGGGGAAAUAUUACGGGGAGGCCGAUAUGUAAACACUGAUUAAAUCCAAAUGUGAAAAAUCUUCUUUUUUUUUUUUUGCUGACAAUUAUGCUACCAGACUGUUUUUA